ACCGUAGCAUAUUCCUUCCUCUUCCCCUGCAUUGAACACAAACUCAGAGACCUUCCUCAAUCUCAUGGCCGAGAAAUAUACAGACAACGACGAAACGCACCGUUUAGAAGACUUUGAAGAAGAUGAUGACGAAGAGCUUCAAGAUUGGGACGAUUGGAAAGCGGAAGCAGAAGAAGGCUCCGAAGAAGCUUUUCUCUGCCUCUUCUGUGAUUCCAGCUACGGUUCGAGCGAUGCUUUGUUCGAUCACUGCACUUCGAACCACCACUUCGAUUUUCGACUCGUUAGGGAAUCGCUCGGUUUGGAUUUCUACGGUUGCUUCAAGCUCAUUAACUAUGUUCGCUCUCAGGUUGCGCAAAACAUAUGUUGGAGUUGCGGGCUGACAUGUCAGUCAAAUAAAGAUCUUCAGAGGCACUUACAUGAAACAGAGAGCCUCAAGUAUAUUCAAUCCCGUUGGGACAGCGAUGUAUAUCUAAAACCUUUCAUGCAAGAUGAUUCACUCUUGUACAGCUUUGGUGAUGAUGACGAAGCUCAAGAUGACUACACUACUGCAGCUGAGAAGGAGGAACUGAUGGAUGAUCUGAGAAAGUUUGAAGAGAUAAACAUUGGUAGUGACAUCCACGGGGAACAGUUCGCUGUUAAUUGUAAUAGCUCUGGUUGGAGCACAAGUAAAGAUUUUGCAGCUGCAUCCAAUGACCAUUUGAACAUUGGCAGUUCUUCAGGAAAGAGCACUGUCAAUGAAAUGAGUUCGUCAAAACAUAGCGGCUCAUUUGACAGGGUGACUAAUGAUAAGCAGUUGAGAACCUAUAUUCCAAAAGUUGUUGCCAAGGAUAUCAAGAUUGUCAAUGAGGAUUAUUUUGGGUCCUAUAGUUCAUUUGGUAUCCACAGAGAGAUGCUCAGUGAUAAGGUAAGAAUGGAUGCUUAUGGGAAAGCUAUUUUGAAAAAUCCUUCUCUCUUGAAGAGUGCGGUUGUAAUGGAUGUAGGUUGUGGAACUGGGAUACUAAGUUUCUUUGCAGCUCGAGCUGGGGCAUCAAGGGUUAUUUCAGUAGAAGCUAGUGAGAAGAUGGCUGCAGUAGCUACUCAAUUAGCCAAAGAUAAUGGUCUUUUGCGGAGUAAAGGUCCAACAGAUGGGACUAGCCCUUGCACUGAAGUAGUAGAAAUAGUUCAAUCGAUGGUUGAGGAGCUUGAUAAACGUAUAGAUAUUCAACCUCAUAGCGUGGAUGUAUUAAUCAGCGAAUGGAUGGGUUAUUGCCUACUCUAUGAGUCAAUGCUUGGCUCAGUGCUUUUUGCACGAGAUCAAUGGUUGAAACCUGGUGGUGCAAUCCUACCUGACACAGCAACUAUUUUUGUUGCUGGAUUUGGAAAAGGUGGUACAAGUCUUCCAUUUUGGGAAAAUGUGUAUGGUUUCAACAUGUCAAGUGUUGGAAAGGAACUUGUUGAAGAUGCAGCUAGAAUUCCUAUUGUGGACGUUGUGGAUGAUCAUGAUUUAGUGACCAGCGCUGCUGUUCUCCAGACCUUCGACUUAGUGACUAUGACACCAGAUGAGAUGGAUUUUACUGCAACUGUUGAGUUGGAACCAAAGUUUUGCAGUGUGGCGGGCAACUCAAAUGAUUUGGUAUCCAAGACAACCCAGUGUUACGGAGUUGUCUUGUGGUUUGACACUGGUUUUACGACCAGGUUCUGCAAAGAAAUGCCAGCUAAUUUAUCCACGUCCCCAGCCACCCCAAAAACACACUGGUCGCAGACAAUCUUAACAUUCCGGGAGCCGAUUGUGAUUGCAUCAGAAAAGUUUAGCAGGGACAGAUCCACAGCAAUUGGUACCGAUGCCUAUCCUGCUACAAGAAUCCAUUUGCGCAUAAGCAUUGUCCGAGCUUCUCAACAUCGCAGCAUAGACAUUUCCCUUGAAACUGCUGGAGUUGGCCCUGAUGGUCGAAAACGUAGCUGGCCAGUGCAGCUUUUUAAUCUCCGUUAGUCCCAUUGUUUCAAAACCAGUCAUACUGGCAAUUUUCCAUGUUGGGCUGGUAUUGACUUAGUUUCUUAAUAUUUGUGCUUUAUUAUUAAUUUGGAUUUUGAAAAAAUUUCUUAAGCUGUAUCCAAAAGAUUGUACAUAUGUUAUGAUUAAUGUUUAAAUUAUUCUAAAACAGAAGCUUGGUUUAAAUUGA
This is a messenger RNA of Ziziphus jujuba (common jujube), 2159 nucleotides long. Its product is annotated as probable protein arginine N-methyltransferase 3. The coding region runs from base 65 to 1969 and encodes 634 amino acids. Lineage: Eukaryota; Viridiplantae; Streptophyta; Magnoliopsida; Rosales; Rhamnaceae. Gene Ontology annotation, molecular function: protein-arginine N-methyltransferase activity. The transcript has 7 exons. Gene Ontology annotation, biological process: peptidyl-arginine methylation. The record is from RefSeq and is a predicted model, not a curated record.